GUGGAUGACAGCGGGAGGAGAGCAGCGGGCGAGGGUUCUGGGCGUGGGGACCCUGGACCUGGUGUUCGUUUUCUUACGUGCAUCGCGUCCUUGAACUGGGGCGGGUUACAAUCACAUGAACUCUUGGAUGGAUCCUGCUGGUCACCUUGUCUCAGUUUUCUAGGUGGAAAAGUCCUCAUUUUUUUUCAAGGGCAGCACUUCCGCCCUUGACUGCGUCGGGUGGUCGUGAGAAUCGGCAUUCCUAGAAGUGCCGGCCCUGGAAGGGCCUCGGGAAUCACCUGGUGGUCGAGCCAAGCUUCCCGUUCUAGGAAUGGGAAAGCAGGUCUCGGCAGUGGAGUGACUGGAUCAGGGUCACUCCUAAGUGAAGGCCUAGCCAGUUCUUAGAACCCGAUAUGGGGUUCCAUUGCAGUUUUAUUGGAUUGGGAGCGGGGAGUGUUCCUUGUCUUCCAACGUUGACCAUGUGCCGAUUUGCUUCUGCUUGACGGGGGAUUUCUCUAGCAGUAAACAUUAUGGCACUUAACUGGGCACCCAGCACUAUUGUAAACACUUUUGAGUACAACUUACCUGAUUGGAUUGCAGGGUAGUUGGGAGUCUUGAGAAUCUUUUAAAAGACCUGAUGAGGAAGCACCAGCAGCUCCACACAGAGUACCUGCUUCCCUGUGCCAGGUUGUCAUGGAAGGGCUGCUGACAAGAUGCAGAGCAUUGUCCACCUGGGCCACCUGCAGCCACCAGCUCUCCAGAUACAUAUCCCACAGAUGUCACCACUCUGCCCCAGGGAGAGGGCAGCGCUUGAUAUUGUCCCGCAUGUUUCAGCCACAGAACCUCCGGGAAGACCAAGUGCUUUCUGUGGAGGGAAAAUCUAGCGACCUGACUUGUAAGAGCCAGCGACUGAUGCUGCAGGUGGGUCUGAUCCUCCCAGCAAGCCCUGGCUGUUACCAUCUCCUGCCCUACACCGUUCGUGCUAUGGAGAAGCUUGUGCGAGUGAUAGACCAGGAGAUGCAGGGGAUUGGGGGGCAGAAAAUCAGCAUGCCCAGCCUCAGCCCAGCAGAACUCUGGCAGAUCACCAACCGCUGGGACCUGAUGGGCAAGGAGCUGCUAAGACUGAGAGACAGGCAUGGUAAGGAAUACUGCUUAGGUCCAACUCACGAGGAGGCCAUUACUGCCCUUAUUGCCUCCCAGAAGAAACUGUCCUACAAGCAGCUUCCGUUUCUACUGUACCAAGUGACGAGGAAGUUUCGGGAUGAGCCUAGGCCCCGCUUUGGUCUUCUCCGUAGCCGAGAGUUUUACAUGAAAGAUAUGUACACCUUUGACUCUUCCCCAGAGGCUGCCCAGCAGACCUAUGGCCUGGUGUGUGAUGCCUACUGCAGCCUAUUUGACAGGCUGGGGCUGCGAUUUAUCAAGGCCCAGGCAGAUGUGGGUAGUAUUGGGGGCACAAUGUCUCAUGAGUUCCAGCUACCAGUGGAUAUUGGAGAGGACCGGCUUGCAGUCUGUCCAAGCUGCAGCUUCUCAGCCAAUGUGGAGACACUAGGCUUGUCACAGAAGAAUUGCCCUGCCUGCCAGGGCCCACUGACUGAAACGAAAGGCAUUGAGGUAGGACAUACAUUCUACCUGGGUACCAAGUAUUCUUCCAUUUUCAAUGCCCAGUUUACCAAUGCUCAUGGUAAACCAUCCCUGGCUGAAAUGGGGUGCUAUGGCUUGGGUGUGACACGGAUCUUGGCUGCUGCUAUUGAAGUUCUCUCUACAGAAGAUUGUAUCCGCUGGCCCCGCCUUCUGGCCCCUUACCAAGUCUGCCUCAUCCCCCCUAAGGCAGCCAGUAAGGAGGAAGCUGCUGCAGAGCUCAUGGGGCACCUGUAUGACCACAUCACAGAGGCUCUGCCUCAGCUCCAUGGGGAGGUCCUUCUGGAUGACAGGACCCAUCUUACCAUUGGAAAUAGACUGAAAGAUGCCAACAAGCUCGGCUACCCCUUCGUGAUAAUUGCUGGCAAGAGGGCCCUGGAGGACCCUGCACAUUUUGAGGUUUGGUGUCAAAACACUGGUGAGGUGCUCUUCCUCACCAAAGAAGGAGUCAUGGAAUUCUUGACCCAAGUGCAAGUUGUCUAAGUGCCCAUCUCAUAGCCUAGUAUUAACUCUAACACUUCAGUUCUUGGCCCAUGCUCCUCUUCUGGUGGUCUCCACAGAAACAGGACCACUCAUGGAAAGUGAGAACGUGUUAGAGAAACCAGUGUUUACCCAGUCAUUUGUUCAGAUUAUUUGUAUUUGGAAUUGUUAACUUGAUUCCCUUCUUUGGGCUGGCCAUCUGACCAUAUGCCAUUCCUUUUACAUACCAUUUUGGAAGCUUCUAUUAGAAGGCUGAGAGGCAAGAAAGAGACCCAAGUUCUAGUCUUGGCCCUUGGGCAAGUCACUUCCUUCUCUGCUGAGUUUCCUGCGUAGGAUGGGAAUGGCAGAAGGCUAGGGGCCUCAGCUUCACUCAGUCCAAAGAGCAGGCCCACCAGCCCUCUCCUGAGAAGCUGAGAGUGUAAGUGAAAGAGUCUGAUUGUCACCAACUCACUGGUGGCUUGACACGUCUGCUUCCCAACUUGGGCUGCAGUUUUCCCAUCUGUUACAUGAGAAAUUGGGACUCUGUGAAGUCCUUAAAGCUGUCACUGAGUGGUUCCACAAGAGGCUCACAAUAGGCAGAUCUGGUUCUUCUGAUCCUCCAUGGUCUGAGUUUCCUACAAAUUUGAAUUGCCUGAUAACCCAAGAACCACCUCCAGAGAUCUAACCCUGCUGAGAUGGCCUAAGCACUGAGAUCAUGUUUUCUUUAUUGACUUUUUGUUUGUUCCUGAGUACUGAGGAUUGAACCCAGGUGUGCUUUACUCCAUGCCACAUCCCUAGCACUAUUACCUUGUUAAGUUGCUGAGGCUGGCCUCAAACUUGUGAUCUUCUUGCCUCAGCCUCCUGAGUAGCUGAGAUAAGAUUUUCUUGAUUGAAUAAAAUCUAACUAUUAGACUGA
This is a messenger RNA of Marmota monax (woodchuck), 2992 nucleotides long. RefSeq names its product prolyl-tRNA synthetase 2, mitochondrial (gene Pars2). NCBI's taxonomy places the organism in Eukaryota, Metazoa, Chordata, Mammalia, Rodentia, Sciuridae. Gene Ontology annotation, molecular function: proline-tRNA ligase activity; ATP binding. The coding region runs from base 673 to 2100 and encodes 475 amino acids. Gene Ontology annotation, cellular component: cytoplasm; mitochondrion. The transcript has 2 exons. Gene Ontology annotation, biological process: prolyl-tRNA aminoacylation. The record is from RefSeq and is a predicted model, not a curated record.